CGAGAACUGCCAAUGCUGCCUCAAUGGGGCUGAAAACACUUGCAAACAUAAGUGAAUUCCUGGCAUUCACAUGAUAGCAUCCACAUGGCACCAUAUUGCAGCUCACCUCCAAGAACGGCCCGAAAGCUAUUGUCCCAACCACUUUCUUAAGAUGAAUGCCCCCCUGCGAUCGAGUUCUAUGGCUAAUGCCAAUAAAUGCUACCUGUCCUCCCUUCCGGCCGAAAUAAUCACUCAUGUCUUCACCCUCCUCCCCGCGUUGGGGGAUGUUUUGAAUUUGGCAGCAGCCUGUUCACGACAUCAACAAAUCUGGCAGCAGAACGCCGAUCAGAUCCAUCGGCAUGCUGGCCCCAGGAGUAUCGAGUGUCUACACCAUGCACGGAUUUACCUGGCCGAUCAGGGUGGUGCACAACCAAACACGACACUGACGGCGCGAGAUGUUGUGCAAUUGGUACGCAACUCUUCCGCGGUCGAGAAAACUCUGGAUCUCUUCAACCAGAAAUAUGUGGCCUAUCUCCUGACCCCCGAGGCCGGAAGAGACAGAACCUUCAUCAAUUUGAGGCCCAAUCGACGCCCGCACCUAUCCCCAUCUGAGCGCCAUAGAUUUAUUCGGGCAAUUUAUCAGCUGUGGGGCCUGCUCAUCCUCACCCCCGAAGCCAGAGCGAGUCGAAUGGCAUCACUCAAACUCAAAAGUGUCAUGACGAUCAGUGAUGUAGCUAAUGGCUACAGGGAUAUCGAGGACGUGAUCAUGACCGUCAAGGCCGACGGGGUACUACUGUGGGACAUUGCCAACGAGCUAUAUGAGGUCAGGGACCAGAUCGUGGCACAGGUCCUCCAGCAUCCUAACCACACCAGGUCGAUGCCAUGGGAGUACGGAUGGGAAGGGUGCAUCUCCAUUUGGGACGUAUGGCAUGAGGGAUUCAAAGAACUGGUCACGGAACCAGGGGCCAGAAACAUUACUCCGCCAGUCUCCGAGGUUUGGUACGAUACGUCGGACGAGAAGUAAAUGUACUAGUUAGCUGUAUGUGAACAUGAUUGCGGGUUAUCGGACUUGAUUCUAUGGUAGCUAGCCAGGCAGCAGCGACACAUCAGCCAUCCUAUCGAUCAAUACCAGCCCUCGCAUACCCUUAAGUGAUUACUAG
Aspergillus sclerotioniger CBS 115572 is the source of this 1139-nucleotide messenger RNA. RefSeq names its product F-box protein. The transcript has 2 exons. The record is from RefSeq and is a predicted model, not a curated record. Lineage: Eukaryota; Fungi; Ascomycota; Eurotiomycetes; Eurotiales; Aspergillaceae. Bases 152 to 1003 code for a protein of 283 amino acids.